AUGAACUGCACACAGGCUGCUACCAUUCCAGCAUGCAUUCUCGGAUUCGCCGGAGGACUUGCGUACUUUGGUUCUCUGGAGUCGGACGCGACGAAGCCCAUCAUGAUCCGCUAUUUUUCUACUGGCGGUUGUACAGUCUCAUGCAUGGGGCUCGGAUAUCUCAUUGGACCCGCUAUCGGAGCAGCGGGUUGGAGAAUGACUCACCGUCGCGCAAUGAAUCUCAUAGAAGCCAAAGACCGCGAAUUUCACCAACACAUAGUGAAGAAUCGCGUGGAUCCCACAGCUCAAAGCGCCACGAACCCUGUGCCAGAUUUCUAUGGAGAAAAAAUUGGAUCCCUCCACCAAUAUCGACAGUGGUUGCGUGACCAAGCUAGGUUUAGACGGAAAGCACGGUUUGCUGAGGAAUAA
This is a messenger RNA of Suillus paluster, 408 nucleotides long. RefSeq names its product mitochondrial import protein Pam17. NCBI's taxonomy places the organism in Eukaryota, Fungi, Basidiomycota, Agaricomycetes, Boletales, Suillaceae. The record is from RefSeq and is a predicted model, not a curated record. The transcript has 5 exons. Gene Ontology annotation, biological process: protein import into mitochondrial matrix. Bases 1 to 408 code for a protein of 135 amino acids. Gene Ontology annotation, cellular component: PAM complex, Tim23 associated import motor.